GGGCCGUUGUUCCCGGGGCUCUCCCCCUGCCCCGGAAGUCGCGCUCCCGGAAGUCGCGCUGCCCUCUCGGUCUCUUUCCGCCGCCAUCUUGGGCCCCGCUCCCCGCACAAAAUGCCCGGCGAAGCCACAGAAACCGUCCCGGCCACGGAGCAGGAGCUGCCGCAGCCGCAGGCGGAGACAGGGUCUGGCACAGAGUCUGACAGCGAUGAAUCCGUACCAGAGCUCGAAGAGCAGGACUCCACACAGGCCACGACGCAGCAGGCACAGCUCGCGGCAGCCGCCGAAAUAGACGAAGAACCCGUCAGCAAAGCCAAACAGAGCCGGAGUGAGAAGAAAGCUCGCAAGGCAAUGUCCAAGCUGGGCCUUCGCCAGGUGACAGGAGUGACCAGAGUCACCAUCCGGAAAUCCAAGAACAUCCUGUUUGUCAUCACAAAGCCAGACGUGUACAAGAGCCCGGCGUCAGACACCUACAUUGUCUUUGGGGAGGCCAAGAUCGAAGACCUGUCCCAGCAGGCUCAGCUGGCAGCUGCUGAAAAGUUCAAAGUGCAAGGAGAACCCGUGUCCAACAUCCAGGAAAACACACAGACCCCCACGGUGCAGGAGGAGAGCGAGGAAGAGGAGGUGAGGCCUUCCUCAGCCUCUCAGUGGGGUUAUGUGAUGGGGUUCACAGGGGUCUUGUGCUGAGGGGAGAGAUGAGGAUCUGACUUCA
Zonotrichia leucophrys gambelii is the source of this 709-nucleotide messenger RNA. It is a transcript of the gene NACA, whose product is annotated as nascent polypeptide associated complex subunit alpha. Gene Ontology annotation, cellular component: cytoplasm; nascent polypeptide-associated complex. NCBI's taxonomy places the organism in Eukaryota, Metazoa, Chordata, Aves, Passeriformes, Passerellidae. The record is from RefSeq and is a predicted model, not a curated record. The coding region runs from base 112 to 684 and encodes 190 amino acids. The transcript has 6 exons. Gene Ontology annotation, biological process: protein targeting to membrane.